AUGGCGUGCGACUUCUGGCCCCAUGACACCGCGAAGCUCAGAGAACUGCAGGACAGUAUUGACGGCCUGCUGGAAGAGGCGCAGGCAGAUCCAACGGCUUCUAGAGGAAAAACAGCGGCCGUUCUUCGGGGUCAUGUCGGCCGUAUGGCGCAAACGUUCUCACAAUUGGAGCAUUCGCUCAUGAGGGCCUCAGAGGCGCCUGAGCUUUUUGGCAUUGAUGAAGAGGAAAUGCAGCGCCGAUACAGCCAGCUGCAGCAGCUUACACGGAAAAGAGAGGCUCAGGUAGAGGCUUUUAAGGUCUUGUUUUCUCUAGACCGACAUGUAUUGCACCCCAAGGCAGAUCCGGGCGAAGAAGCAAAUGCCCGAUUUCUCGAGGAUUUCGGAGAUACAACCACCACUUCUGUCACUCUUGAUGACGUGGGGGCCGCAGAUUCUGGCGUGAGUUACUUCGACGCGGAGACGCAGAUGUUGAGGGAGCAGGAUGAGCAGCUGUCCUUUUUGGAAGGGUCAGUUUCAAACUUGAAAUCUAUAAGUUACGCGAUCAAGGACGAGGUGUCUGUACACCACAGGUUGCUAGACGCCACAGAGGCUGAGGCCGAUAAAGCGGAUGCCCAGUUGAGGCGCAAUAAGGUUUUGCUGAAGAAGCUCAUGAAGCGGCAUUCGACGUUGUGCCUCCUCCUCAUUGCCGUGGCUCUCCUCUGCCUUCUCGUCUUUCUCCUUGUCUUCACGGCAUGA
Messenger RNA from Cyclospora cayetanensis, 735 nucleotides. RefSeq names its product probable syntaxin-8B. Bases 1 to 735 code for a protein of 244 amino acids. The transcript has 3 exons. The record is from RefSeq and is a predicted model, not a curated record. NCBI's taxonomy places the organism in Eukaryota, Apicomplexa, Conoidasida, Eucoccidiorida, Eimeriidae.